CCUGCAGAGGAACGUGUAACAGAAACAAGUGGUGCUCAACCCGAGACCGGCCGGAGGACAUCACUGCACACAGCUCUGCAGUCACUUGUCAGACUUCUGUCAGUUCCCAUCAUCCCCUCUUGGAGAAUUCGGUGUAUGGGACAAAAGUGCAAACGGGAGGAGGAAAAUGCAGUGCACUCCUGAAUCCAAAGUGUUCCUGGAGAGUCUCAAAGAGCAGCAGUGUUUUGAUGACUGCGCUGACAGCGGAUACUCGGGUCUGUUCCACAGCCCUCAGAGCCUCUCUGCUGUGCUCUCCUGUCCAGCCUUAUCUCCAGUGGAAUUCAGCGAAAGGCCAAACGAGAAAGAAAACCUCUGGCUUGCAGUCACACCUAAAGAGAACACCAGAGAAGCAGUGGAACGUUUGGCUAAAGACUCCAGAGUAAAACAGCGGCCCACAGCAGUUAACUGGUGCGAAACUCCUAAAGUAUACAAGAGAGAUGCCUCGUUGCGACACAGACUUCUGCUGUCCAAACCCUCCACGGACAAAACUGACAACACAAGAUCCCCAUGCAGCAGAAGGACUGAAUCUCCAAUCAGAGUCAAGUCUGAACACUGGCUCAGUGCAUCGUUUGACUCUCUGGACACUGUGGUGGGGGCUUUUGCAUCAAGCACUUUAAAAUCCCAGCAGGAUCUGCCACUAUCUGGUAGGAAAUGUCGUAUCCUCUUCACCCAAGUAAGGACCUCCACUCUUGAAGAUGGUAAACUCAACUCCGGUAACCUAUCCAAUUUUGAGGGAAGAGGUUCACUCGCAGAUGCAGAUUUCAGUGAGAGCAUUUCUGCCUCUGAUCAAGGUCAUAAUGAAACUUCAUGCUUUAUGAAAUCCCUGCCUGCUUCUUCUAAGGAAAACUCUCAAUCACCAGUCAGCCAUGUGGCAAAUAACCUAUAUGACAGCUCAAGUGGCUUGUACACCCCGUCAUCCUCGCAUACACCAAAAUAUAUCAGGUCUGUGUGUGAAGACAGUGGUUUUAGUUCCCUGGCCCUUGAUAAAUCCCAAGACUCCUCGGUGGACCAUGACGGCUCCUUCCUGGAGCUGCUGCUGCUGUCGGCCUCUAGAGGAAGCUGUGACACCCCCAAUCUGGCAGAGGCAAGGCGGCGCUCCCGUUUACAGCGCCAGCACAGGCUCUCUACCCUUAGAGAAGGGGGCUCUCAGUCUGAGGAUGACCCAGCGGAAAGAAAGCAAGACCGUCUUUACAGCCGUUCUAAAGAAGAUGAGGUUUUUGCUGACGGUGCCACCCCUCGCAGCGUACUUUUUGCUAAACAUAGUAAUAGUGUGAUGUCUGAUUUGGCCAUGGCUAAACAAGGUGAUGCCUCUCCACUAAGGGAAAAUACAGCCAAGCCAGAAAACAUGACACCUGCUAAUCCAGAUCUUAGGACAACCCCAGUCAAUCUGUCUCUGACUCCUGCUCUGCAGCUGGUUCAUGCUAUGUGCCAACAGCAAGCGCACAUGUUUUUUGGCCAAAGUCCAAGUCUGAAGGAGCAGUUGAAGUCCGCUGCAGCCCUGGCUGAGACCCCGGUGACCUUCAGGACCACCAUGCCUUUGGCAGGGCUCAUCGGCAGGAAGAUGGGCCUGAAGAAGGUGGACAUACUCUCAGAGCUGAAGAAGAGGAACCUCAGGCACAUCCUGGCCCUGGUCCUCAGCCACCUGACCCCGCAUGGCAUUUACAGGUGUGGUCAAGUGUGCAAAAAAUGGAAUGAAAUCAUCCAACAAGACAAGCGAGCGAGUUUCAAGAGAAGAAGCCACCUCAGUGAAAUGGAGGCGGCUCUUGAGAACGGCGGGGGUCUCCAUGUCCCUGAUGCCGACACCAGACUGGCUCUGCUCAAGAGGUCGGCCCUCAAGACGGUUCAGGCCCAAUCUAGGUCGUUCAGCUUCUGCACCCCCCAGUCAGCAAAUAGCACUUUAACCCCAUCAGGGCUCAGCACCUUGAAUUCAGGCAGCAGCCACAAAAGGGACAAAUUUCUAGAAGUUGCCAAAACGCUCUUCAACGAUGAGUCCCUGAAGCCAUGCCCCCGCUGUCAGAGCCCCGCGAGGUGCCACUCGGUGAAGCGGGAGGGGGUGUGCAGCACAGCGGACUGCGCCUUCCAGUUCUGCGCCGCCUGCCUGUGUGCCUUCCACGGCUCCAGAGAGUGUGGCAGCCAGUCUGCAGGCCGCCGCAGGAAGGACAUCAUCCUCCCAGGGAGCGCUCAAAGCAAGCGAAAUGUUCGGAGACUAUGAGCACAAAGUGCACUGUCAUUGUUUUUUGUUAUGCUGCGGUCACUUUAGCUUUUUUCUCUGCCAAAUGGUGGAGAUGAGGCUUGGCAACAAAGAGCCAGUACAGGAGAGCAACUUCUGUACUUAUCCAUGUGUCUUUGUGCCUGUCUUUGUACUGUUUUUUUUUUCUUACUUUUUUCAACACAGUUCUUACUUGUUUUUAAUUAUGAAUGUGAAGGAAGUCUCAUCAGCAGAACUAUGAUUGUAUUUAGCUGGUGAUGUAUUGUUCUAUACACAUUGAUCAACUGUACAGAAUGUUUUAUGGAAUUGAGAUUUUCAUCUUUUACAAAUGUGUUUUCAGAGUAUUUUUUAAAUAAAUGUUAUCUUUUUUUAAACUGG
This is a messenger RNA of Trematomus bernacchii (emerald rockcod), 2626 nucleotides long. It is a transcript of the gene fbxo43, whose product is annotated as F-box protein 43. The coding region runs from base 167 to 2251 and encodes 694 amino acids. Gene Ontology annotation, cellular component: nucleus. Lineage: Eukaryota; Metazoa; Chordata; Actinopteri; Perciformes; Nototheniidae. Gene Ontology annotation, molecular function: protein binding. Gene Ontology annotation, biological process: negative regulation of meiotic nuclear division; regulation of mitotic nuclear division. The record is from RefSeq and is a predicted model, not a curated record. The transcript has 6 exons.